UUUCCAUCUGAUUCUGACUCCAAUAAGUGUGAUGAUUUUUCUGUCCAUGCAGCCUGUGUGAACUUCACAUUUAUGGCAAGCGCAACGUUUCCGCUCCAAAAUGUUACCGUUUGACCGCAACACACCACGUUUGUCAUGAAAUUCACACUUCAGGCGCACACAUUCGCGGAUGACGAAGACCCAGAAGACCUGCACGACCCCAUUCGUUUUGUGGGGCUCAUUGGCGCUGGAAAUUGAUCAUAGUGGAGGUGCAGUAUCUUCAUUCAGCCAACGGUGACAUUCACGACGCGGUGCGCGCAGACUGGCAGGCUGCUGUACCGGCACUAUGGAGGAGAAAAACAAGGACGAUAACGCCACGAAGGGACAGGAAUCGAUGUCCUAUCAACGGAGGAUAUGGAAGAAUUUUCAAGAAAAAACCAAACCGUUUUUGAGUCCCAAAUUGGUCUCUGAACGUCGCAAUCCCGACGGUAAAAAGGAGACGGGGUUAUGGAUGUUUAAAAGGAAAAAGAAACAGUUGGACCGUGUCUUUUCGUCCUCACAGCCCAAUCUCUGCUCCUCUACCCCGUCGAUUUUCCCGGGCGACCUGUCACUCGGCGGUACAGCGGACCCUGGGAACAGCAGCACGGGGCAACCUAUGCAACAGCUGCUGGGGGCGGAUGGAGUGUCGGCAAGCAAGCCAGAGCUAACGGGACACGAGUGCCCAAAGCUCAUCGUCUCCCAUUUAAUCAUGUCCCACCAGAAGAGCUCCUCUCUCGGCUCUGCAUGCUUCGAGAAGCUGGUAGUAAAAUCUGCGGACGUUGGAGAGGAGGAACAGCUCCGCAAAAACGCCAGUGAUUCUGGCAUCAACAUUGUGGAGCCAAGUAAUGCUGAGACCGCCCUUGUUACCAACCCAGGGAUGUACCAGCUGGACAUCAUACUGAAGAAAGGACACAACCUCGCCAUCAGGGACAGAGGAGGGACAAGUGAUCCGUAUGUGAAGUUUAAGAUCGGUGGGAAGGAGGUGUUCAGGAGCAAGACUAUCAAUAAGAACCUGAACCCAGUGUGGGACGAGAAAGUCAGCCUACUGGUGGACAGCCUCCGAGAACCCCUCUAUGUCAAGGUGUUUGACUAUGACUUUGGCCUUCAGGAUGACUUCAUGGGUUCUGCCUACCUCUACCUGGAGUCUCUGGAACACCAGAGUUCCCCGACCAUGACCUGGAACUCUAGACCUGGCAGUCACACUGUCGCCCAAGAGGGAGACUUCAGGGAAGCUGUAACUGCAUUCAAGUAUGCGUUGUCAGAUGUCCACAGGAAAGCUCAGCUGUGGAGUAUAGUGAGCAUCAGUCUGAUUGAGGCUCGCGACCUCCAGCCUAUGGACGCCAACGGCUUCAGUGACCCCUACGUCAAAUUCAGACUGGGCCAUCAGAAAUACAAGAGCAAGACGAUACCCAAGACUUUGAACCCCCAGUGGAGAGAGCAGUUUGACUUCCAUCUGUAUGAGGAGCAGGGAGGCUUCAUCGACAUCACCGUCUGGGACAAAGACGCAGGCAAGAAGGACGACUUCAUGGGCAGGUGUUUGAUUGACCUGUCGCCGCUGAGUAAAGAGCACACUCAUAAGUUGGACGUACCGCUGGAGGAGGGCGAGGGCAUGCUGGUGCUGCUGGUCACACUCACGGGGGCUACAGCAGUGUCCAUCUCGGACCUGUCGGUCAAUAUUCUGGAUGACCCACACGAGAGACACCAGAUACUACAGAGAUAUAGUGUGCUGAGGUCGUUCCACAACCUGAAGGACGUGGGUAUGGUCCAGGUGAAGGUCAUCAGAGCAGAGAGGCUGAUGGCGGCAGACGUCACAGGCAAGAGUGACCCCUUCUGUGUGGUGGAGUUGAGUAAUGAUCGGCUACAGACACACACCGUCUACAAGAACCUCAACCCUGAGUGGAACAAGGUCUUCACCUUGUGAAGGCCGGUCUCAGGACGUUAAUACCCAUCGAGCAGAAAUACAUUGAGGAUGAACCCAGAGUGUCCAAACAGUUGCUUCUGCAGAACUUCAACCGAGUGAGGCACUGCGUCCUGUUCCUCAUCAACGCCGGCUGCUACAUCAACAGCUGCUUCGAAUGGCACUCGCCUCAGAGGAGCAUCUGCGCCUUCCUGCUCUUUGUUCUCGUGGUGUGGAACUUUGAACUCUACAUGAUUCCUCUGGUUCUGUUGCUGCCGCUGGUCUGGAACUAUAUCCUCAUCUCUUCGGGGAAGGACACCAGGCAAGACGUGCAAGCGAUGGAGGACUUGCUGGAGGAUGAGGAUGAGGGUAUUGAAAUGACCUGA
Messenger RNA from Salvelinus sp. IW2-2015, 2301 nucleotides. The record is from RefSeq and is a predicted model, not a curated record. NCBI's taxonomy places the organism in Eukaryota, Metazoa, Chordata, Actinopteri, Salmoniformes, Salmonidae.